Molecule: messenger RNA, 1302 nt
Organism: Cygnus atratus (black swan)
Lineage: Eukaryota; Metazoa; Chordata; Aves; Anseriformes; Anatidae
Gene: GFAP
Product: glial fibrillary acidic protein
Exons: 9
Coding region: 1-1302 (433 amino acids)
Biological process (GO): intermediate filament organization; regulation of chaperone-mediated autophagy
Cellular component (GO): intermediate filament; cytoplasm; cell projection
Molecular function (GO): structural constituent of cytoskeleton
Source: RefSeq, a predicted model, not a curated record
AUGGAGAGCCAGCGGCUGUCCUCCUACGGCCGCCGCUUCGGCUCGGCCGCCUCGGCACGCCGGGGGCUCCCCACCAGCCCCCCGGGCCGGCCCCGCAUCUUCAGCUCGCAGCCGGGCCUCCGCUGGGCCGCCCGCCCCGGGCCGGGCAGGAUGGACUUCUCGCUGGCCGAGGCGCUCAACUCGGAGUUCAGGGAGACGCGCACCAACGAGAAGGUGGAGAUGAUGGAGCUCAACGACCGCUUCGCCAGCUACAUCGAGAAGGUUCGGCUCCUGGAGCAGCAGAACAAGAUGCUGGUGCUGGAGCUGAACCAGGUGCGGGACCAGGAGCCUUCGCACCUGGCCGACGUCUACCAGGAGGAGCUGCGCGACCUGCGGCGCCACGUGGAGCAGCUGGCCACCGCCAAGGCCCGCGUGGAGAUCGAGAGGGACAACCUGGCUGAGGACCUCGGAAACCUUCGGCAAAAGCUGCAGGAGGAGGUGACCCUGCGGCUGGAGGCCGAGAGCACCCUGGCUGCAUACAGACAGGACGUCGAUGCCGCCGCCCUGGCUCGCCUCGACCUGGAGCGCCGCGUGGGGUCCCUGCAGGAUGAGCUGGCCUUCCUCAGGAAGGUGCACGAGGAGGAGCUGCGGGAGCUGCAGGAGCAGCUGGCCCGGCACCGGGUGCACGUCGAGGUGGACACCAGCAAGCCGGACCUGACGGCCGCCCUGCGUGACAUCCGCACCCAGUACGAGGCUAUGGCCGCCAGCAACAUGCAGGAGACUGAGGAGUGGUACAAGUCCAAGUUCACAGACCUGACGGACGCAGCCGCCCGGCAUGCGGAGGCCCUGCGCGUGGCCAAGCAGGAGGCCAACGAGUACCGGCGUCAGCUCCAGGCCCUCACCUGCGACCUGGAGGCCCUGCGGGGUUCGAACGAGUCCCUGGAGAGGCAGCUGCGGGAGCUGGAGGAGCGCUACGCGCUGGAGACCGCCGGCUACCAGGACACGGUGGUGCGGCUGGAGGAGGACAUCCGCAGCCUCAAGGAGGAGAUGGCGCGGCACCUGCAGGAGUACCAGGACCUGCUCAACGUCAAGCUGGCCCUCGACAUCGAGAUCGCCACGUACCGCAAGCUGCUGGAGGGCGAGGAGAGCAGGAUCACCAUCCCUGUGCAGACCUUCUCCAACCUGCAGAUCCGAGAGACCAGCCUGGACACCAAAUCCCUGUCGGAAGCUCACCUGAAGAGGACCAUCGUGGUCAAAACUGUGGAGACCAGAGAUGGAGAGGUGAUCAAGGAGUCCAAGCAGGAGCACAAGGAGGUGGCAUAG